Molecule: messenger RNA, 819 nt
Organism: Camellia sinensis
Lineage: Eukaryota; Viridiplantae; Streptophyta; Magnoliopsida; Ericales; Theaceae
Source: RefSeq, a predicted model, not a curated record
AUGCGAAAGCUCUGGAAUCCUCAGGCCGAUUUCGAAACUCUGGAUAUCGGGCAUGGUUUUUUCAUAGUGAAAUUUGAAAUGAUGGAGGAUUAUUCCAAGGUGUAUAUGGGAGGACCAUGGGUCAUGAUGGACCGGUAUGUGACAGUUCGUAAAUGGCAAGCCGAUUUUAAAUCGAAUGAAGCAGAGGAGGACACAACCGCAAUCUGGGUUAGAUUUCCUAAUCUCCCUAUUGAGUACUAUGAUGAAAAAGUUCUUUACCAUAUAUCAAAGGCGCUUGGGAAACCUCUAAAGAUUGAUAUUAACACUGCCAUGGCAGCACGUGGGAAGUAUGCCCGAGUAUGUAUUGAAAUAGACCUGAGGAAACCGCUCAUAUCCCAUAUUACUAUUGGCAGAUAUCAUUAUAUUGUAGAAUAUGAACAUCUACACCUGCUGUGUUUCUCGUGCGGCCGUGUUGGUCAUCGGAAAGAAAAGUGUUUUGAAUUUCCGAUGAUGCAACCGGGGAAGACAACACAAAAUGUGACCGUUAAUCCAUCAAACGCGGAUACUGAGCCAGGUCCAUCAAAAACCACUAGGCCAAAGAAGAAGGAAGUAUGUAUUGAGGCAGAGAAUGGAGGUUAUGGGCCAUGGACUCUAGUUACCACCAAACGAAAAUUCCAACAAGGAAAAUCAAAGCCGAAGGCCCACUCUUAUAAGAGUAAUCGUUUUACAGGACUGCCACUGGACCAAGACCAAGGAGAAUCAAGUGGAGACCCAAACAAAAGUGAAGCCCAGGAGAAAUAUGUAGACCUCAAUCUGGAACCCCAACCCACAUCAACGUAG